Molecule: messenger RNA, 606 nt
Organism: Prunus armeniaca (apricot)
Lineage: Eukaryota; Viridiplantae; Streptophyta; Magnoliopsida; Rosales; Rosaceae
Source: the annotation of a GenBank genome assembly
AUGAGCCGGAAGAGAGACAAACCCUACUUCUCCCGCCACGUCCCCGCCUCCGCCUCCGGAUGGAAACGCCGUCGUCCCCUGCCUCCUCAUCCCGAGCCCGAACCAGAGCUUGACAAGCCAACUUACAAGCUGCCGCCACCGCCGGCUCUUGUCAUUACAGGUCUCCAGCCAGACUGCUCCGUCCUAGACCUCAAGUCCCGGUUCGAAAUAUACGGAGCCAUCUCUCGCAUCCGCAUUGACCGCGAUGCGGUCGGCUACGUCACCUACCGCGCCGCCGACUCGGCUGAAGCCGCCAUUGCCGCCUCCCUCGACCCCUCCUUUGGCAUUACCCUCGACUCUAAAAAGUUGCAGGUCCUUUGGGCAACAGACCCACUUGCCCAAUGGAGGAAAGGAGUUGGAGUUGGUGCUGAAAACAGAGAUUCUAGUAAUGGGUCAUCCUCAAAUUCCAAUCUUUUGAGGGCUGAGGUGCCUCUGAGGAGACAUGGUAGAGGCAACAAGCUUGCUUCGGCUAUAGUGAACCCCAGAGUUGCUGCUGCUGAUGGUUCUUCAGUGUUGGAUGUGCCUGCCAAAGCCAGAGAAAUCGUUGCUUAUGAUGACAUACUGUAA